This is a messenger RNA of Enhydra lutris kenyoni (northern sea otter), 5060 nucleotides long. RefSeq names its product membrane palmitoylated protein 6 (gene PALS2). The record is from RefSeq and is a predicted model, not a curated record. The transcript is spliced from 12 exons. NCBI's taxonomy places the organism in Eukaryota, Metazoa, Chordata, Mammalia, Carnivora, Mustelidae. The coding region runs from base 1 to 1665 and encodes 554 amino acids. Gene Ontology annotation, cellular component: cell-cell junction; plasma membrane. Gene Ontology annotation, molecular function: protein binding.
AUGCAGCAAGUGUUGGAUAACCUUACGGAGCUGCCCUCAUCUACAGGAGCAGAAGAAAUAGACCUAAUUUUCCUCAAGGGGAUUAUGGAGAAUCCUAUUGUAAAAUCACUUGCUAAGGCUCAUGAGAGGCUAGAAGACUCAAAACUAGAAGCUGUCAGUGAUAAUAACUUAGAAUUAGUCAAUGAAAUUCUUGAAGAUAUCACUCCCUUAAUAAAUGUGGAUGAAAAUGUGGCAGAGCUGGUUGGAAUCCUCAAAGAGCCUCACUUCCAGUCACUCUUGGAGGCCCAUGAUAUUGUGGCAUCAAAAUGUUAUGAUUCACCUCCGUCAAGCCCAGAAAUGAAUAAUUCUUCUAUCAAUAAUCAGUUAUUACCGGUAGAUGCCAUUCGUAUUCUUGGUAUUCACAAAAGAGCUGGGGAGCCAUUGGGUGUAACGUUUAGGGUUGAAAAUAAUGAUCUGGUAAUCGCCCGAAUCCUUCACGGAGGAAUGAUAGAUCGACAAGGUCUACUUCAUGUGGGAGAUAUCAUUAAAGAAGUCAAUGGUCAUGAAGUUGGAAACAAUCCAAAGGAAUUACAAGAAUUAUUGAAAAAUAUUAGUGGAAGUGUCACCCUAAAAAUUUUACCAAGUUAUAGAGAUACCAUAACCCCUCAACAGAGUUGCAUCAGUAUGGAGAGGCAUCCAGCACACGUCCGUCAGGUAUUUGUGAAAUGUCAUUUUGAUUAUAAUCCAUACAAUGAUAAUCUGAUACCCUGCAAAGAAGCAGGAUUGAAGUUUUCAAAAGGAGAAAUUCUUCAAAUUGUAAACAGAGAAGAUCCAAACUGGUGGCAGGCUAGCCAUGUAAAAGAGGGAGGAAGCGCUGGUCUCAUUCCAAGCCAGUUCCUGGAAGAGAAGAGAAAGGCAUUUGUGAGAAGAGACUGGGACAAUUCAGGACCUUUUUGUGGGACCAUAAGUAGCAAAAAAAAGAAAAAGAUGAUGUAUCUCACAACCAGAAAUGCAGAAUUUGAUCGUCAUGAAAUCCAGAUAUAUGAGGAAGUAGCCAAAAUGCCUCCUUUCCAGAGAAAGACAUUAGUAUUAAUAGGAGCCCAAGGUGUGGGACGAAGAAGCUUGAAAAACAGGUUCAUAGUGUUGAAUCCCACUAGAUUUGGAACCACAGUGCCAUUUACUUCACGGAAACCAAGGGAAGAUGAAAAAGAUGGUCAGGCAUAUAAAUUUGUGUCACGGUCUGAGAUGGAAGCAGAUAUCAAAGCUGGAAAAUAUUUGGAACAUGGGGAAUAUGAAGGAAAUCUCUAUGGAACCAAAAUUGAUUCUAUUCUUGAAGUUGUCCAAACUGGACGAACUUGUAUUUUGGAUGUCAACCCACAAGCCCUGAAAGUGCUGAGGACAUCCGAGUUCAUGCCCUAUGUUGUAUUUAUUGCUGCUCCAGAACUAGAGACAUUACGUGCCAUGCACAAGGCAGUGGUGGAUGCUGGUAUCACUACUAAGCUUUUGACGGACUCUGACUUAAAGAAAACAGUGGACGAAAGUGCACGGAUUCAAAGAGCAUACAACCACUAUUUUGAUUUGAUCAUCGUAAACGACAAUCUAGACAAAGCCUUUGAGAAACUACAGACUGCCAUAGAGAAGCUGAGAAUGGAGCCACAGUGGGUCCCAAUCAGCUGGGUUUACUGAUGAUUCAAUAAGGUUCAUAAUGGAAAUAAAACUUUUUAAAAAUGACUGCAAUAAAUAAGCCUUCUACCAAGAAAAUACAUGCACAGAUAGAAGAUAUCUGCCAAGUUCAGGCAUUUUUAUUGUGUAGAUUGUAAUACCAGUACACUAUUUGAAUUUUUAUAUAAAAUGUGGUUGGGAAGGUGUACUAAUAUAUAAUUUAUCUUAAUUUUUCUAACUUUUUAUGGGUAAUCUUUCUAUUCAUACCACAUAAAGAAAUGCGUUGAAGCAUUUUGUAUGUUUUGAUUUAGUACCCUUGCCUUUUCAUCAAAGGAAUUUUCAAAUCCUUCAUUCUCGCAUUGGUCUCCCAUUUUCACUGUGAUAAUGAAUACUUGAAGUAGUUUUGUAAAGCUGUCCUUUAGUUCAGUAUUUAACUAGUGAAAGGUCAGUUACUCUUUAUUAGGAGAAAAUAGUAAUUAUUGGCCUUCUUUCCUAAUAUAAGUUGAAGCAGAACUAUAAUGUCCAUACCUUCCAAGUCUGACAUUAGAAGUCUGCUCAACAAUACAUGGUUUCAUUAUUUCAAAGAUACAUGGCUGUCCUUUCUAAUUUAAGCAGGUGUAUUGUUUUUUUUCCCCUUCAUUUCCAUCUUGAGGGAAAAAGUGAAGAGCAAUACUUUGCACUCUCAUUUGUUGCCAUUUCAGGCUGAUGCUAAGUGAAUGUGUACACAGCAAGCAAGGCCUUGUAGGCUAAGAGAGUGCCUUAUCCUGUAACACAUAACGCAGCAAAAUGACGCAUAAAGUUGAUUUAUUUUCACAUGUAGAAAAUACCGACAUUGACAAAAAUGAACCUACUGUAGCUUCAACAGUGUUUUAUUAGGAUAUGGUUAGCAAAUGUAUCAUGCCUUUGCAAAUUUCUGUGAUACUUCAAGUUUGCAAGUGGGGGAUUUUGUGAACAAUCGGUGUGCUUUUUGAAGUGUGAUAUGAUUGUUAGAAUAUUUGUUAAAUCUGUCUUGUUGAGAACCAGAUCCAUUGAACAACUUAUGAGAUCUGGAAAUAACUGUCAGCUGUCUUAUCUAUAUAUAACAUAUACAUUAUAUAAUAUGUACAUUGUAUGUAUUAUAUAAUAUAAAAUAAGGUUUUAUAUAGUUUUUACAUUUCUGUUAGGAAAUGCACUUUUUUGUUUAGUAAUUAAGAAAACCGCUCUCUUUUAGAUGCAUUAACAUUCAGAUUUUUAAAAUUCAUCUCAGUUAAUAGGAUUCUUUAGGAUUCUGGAUGGUAUAAAUUCUUCCUCAAACAUAUUGAGAUGUAGCUCAUCAUUAAACUAAGUUAGCUGUGUUUUAUAUUGCUGCCAGCUUUUCACAAGGACAGUAUUCACACCUCCAGGGUUAGGUGCUUGUGGUCAUCUUUGUCCAUGGUAGGCAUCUGGCUCCUGGCUGUUAAAUUUGUUUUCUCCUCAGCAAAGCUGUGACAGAACACCAGCCGGGAGGGCUUCGAGGGGAGAGAAAAUACAUGGCAAUAAGCAGUUAUGCACACAUUGCUUUAAAUCAUCUUCACAAUAAACAGAACAGCCAAGUUGCUGUAUUGUUAAGAUUGGAAAUGUAUAGGUAUUUUUUUUAUUCUAGAGUUUCAUAUCCAGAACACAGAUCAUGUUCUUAGUCCUAGGAUAGGGAAUUAGUGGUAAAAUGGAUCACACCCUACCCUUUUAAUAACUUUGCUAACUUUUAAACCACAUGUAUUUACUUCAAAUUCUCAGCUUCUCAAAGCAACCUGAAUCAAAGCACAGUGUCGAGGUAAUGUCUUAUGAUUUAGUGUUUCAACACUGAAAAUUUUAAGAGAAAUUUUGUUUCCAAGUUCUCAGGAAAUGUUUUGUCUUCUGUGGUGUGCCUUCCUGCUGCUGCACGGAGCCUCUUUGAACAGCUUUGGGAUCAUUGUAGCAGCACAAGAAGUUUAUCCACAAAAUAUUUCAACUAUCGUCACAUGAUGGAGAUGAUUUUUACAUCAUAUAUAUUUUUAGCUUUAUCAUAUGAUUUAAAAUGCAUAUUAUUUAGAAAAUAGUCUAUACUUAAAAGGAUUAUUUCUGUUAUGAAUGGUAUUCAUGACUAGUUAAUAUACUCUAGACCCCCAUAAUACAAAAUAAUGCUAUUUAGUUUAUUUCAGUCUAGAUGCCAGAGCUGAAGAGAAUAAAUUCAGAAAAGUUCAUUAUAUCUCAAUAGAAUCAUUGAACUUGAAACUGAAGUUCCAUCUGAGUCUUCAGGACCCAGUAAAGCUCUACUGGGGCAAGGAGUCCCAGAGGCCCCAGGAUUCUUUCAAGGCUAUGAGAGUACAGUUGUAAUCAAUGAAGUAUGAACUUCUCUUGUGGGAAAUAUCUAAAAUAAUUAGAUUUACUGAAGAGAAAAUGGUUUAAAGUGACGCUAAGCAAUUGGUAACAGUUAAAAUACACAUGCACAUGCAAAUGCCUUUGGGAAGAAACCUGUGCCAAUACAUUAAUGUACCUGAGGAUUCUUUGUGGACUGAAGAGUGUCCACAUUCAGCAUUCAGGGCAUGACUAUUUAUAUAUGACUAAUUACUAUAUAUAUGUAUUUUUUAUUUUCAAAUGUACAAAUACCCGUAGAGGUGAUGUUCCUGGAUAAGUCAUGUAACCUUAUAACUAGUGGAAUAUAUGUGAUGCACUACAUGUAAUUUUACUUUUAUUCCAGCCACGUCUUGAUUAUGCAGUCUUAAUUUCUGUUUGAUAUUUGGAUAUUAUCAAGUAUCUAAUACAUCAGGACUUUUACUUUUCCCAAUUCUUAACUAUACAAUUGCUGAACAUAGCUUUCUAAAAUAGAAAUCCUAUCAUAAACACAGUAUGACUACAGCAAUAGUAGCCUGAGCCCUAGAUUCUAGAAUCUAGCAAAUUUACUUAUAAUAGCUUAUCAGGACAAGUUUUCUGGGAAAGAGCAAAUUGGUUAUUAACAUAAACUUAGGAAAGAAUGCAAAUUAGCAAUAAAAUACAAUAGUGUAGCAUUAUAGAUUAUGGCCAGAUACUAACUGCUUUGACCAUACUAUCCCAAUGACAAUAAAAGAUGAUAUUUGCUUUAAAAAUUCAUUAAAUUGGUACUUAUUGCUGGGCAAAAUGAUAAGUGUCAUAAUCUGGUGAUUGGAGUUGAUUUUCAAGAUGGAUAGCCAUGGAGUUAGGUAUGAUUAUUUUGAACUGAUAAAUGUUAACUGUAAAAGUUUUGAAAAUUGGUCAAAAUAGUGGUCUGCUUAACAUUGUACUUUUAUGACUUCUGAAACAACACUCCAUUUUCCAGAAAUCACAGGCUAGGGAGCCAAUAAUUUUGUAGUAAUGAAUCUUUAUACUAAAUAUGGAGACAGAAAUCCUGAACUUUUAUGUACAUAUAUAGGUCAUUUUUUAAAAUGUCUGAGUCACCAUAUAUAUAU